Messenger RNA from Histoplasma mississippiense, 708 nucleotides. RefSeq lists its product as hypothetical. The transcript has 4 exons. Lineage: Eukaryota; Fungi; Ascomycota; Eurotiomycetes; Onygenales; Ajellomycetaceae. The coding region runs from base 1 to 708 and encodes 235 amino acids. The record is from RefSeq and is a predicted model, not a curated record.
AUGGCUUCCUUAUCGAAGCGGCAAGCAACGGAUUCGGCGAUCGCAACUGGAACAUCCCAUGAACUUGUCAAUCGCCUCAAUCAAAGCAAAUCACCAUAUGUUCGCGGACACAUGAAUAACCCUGUUGCGUGGCAAAUAUGGGAUGCAGAAGCAAUUGCUUUGGCUAAGAAACUCAACCGCAUGGUAUUCCUAAGUAUUGGGUAUUCUGCGUGUCACUGGUGUCAUGUUAUGGAGAAAGAGUCGUUCAUGUCUCCUGAGGUUGCGGCUAUACUGAACAAGGCAUUUAUCCCUAUAAAACUCGACCGAGAAGAACGACCAGAUAUCGAUGAUGUAUACAUGAACUAUGUACAGGCCACAACAGGCUCUGGCGGAUGGCCGUUAAACGUAUUCCUCACGCCGGAUCUAGAACCGGUCUUUGGAGGCACAUACUGGCCAGGCCCGCAUUCCAGUGCGUCCUCCACACUUGGCGGAGAGGGGCAGGUCACCUUUAUCGAGAUUUUAGAAAAACUACGAGACGUGUGGCAAACGCAACAAUUGAGGUGUUGCGAAAGUGCAAAAGAUAUUACGAGGCAGCUCCAGGAGUUUGCGGAGGAAGGAGGAGAUUUGGAAGUUGAGCUGUUGGAAGAGGCAUAUAAACAUUUUGCUUCGCGUUAUGAUCCUGUCAAUGGAGGAUUCUCACGGGCUCCUAAAUUCCCUACUCCGGGCUAA